Striga hermonthica is the source of this 702-nucleotide messenger RNA. NCBI's taxonomy places the organism in Eukaryota, Viridiplantae, Streptophyta, Magnoliopsida, Lamiales, Orobanchaceae. The record is from the annotation of a GenBank genome assembly.
AUGGUCACCCAAUUACUCCUACUAUCCCUUUCUGUAUUUUCCUUGCUGUUUUCCUGCUCAUCUCUCUUCUCCUCACCUUUCUUCUUAUCCUCCCAAAAUCUUCAUUACAAUAUUAAUAUUUCUCCAAACACACUCCACAUUUUGAGCCUUGUUGCCACCAACAAAAACUGCAUUUUCCUCGUCUGUAAUACGCUCUUUUUCCUCGUGACCAAAACGUCAGCCUCGGUGGUCAGUUGUUCUCCUCCCGACUCGGGCUCAAACGAAGUCACGCUGCACGAGGGAGCCGAUGACUUCGUCGGACUAGAGCCCGAGCUUGUGCCCGUUUCCGACAAAGACAUGAUAAUAGUGUACGAAAACGAAAGUCGGGCAAAAGAAACAAAAACUAAUGGAGUGGAAAAUGAUGGGGGGAAAGAACUCGCAUGCCCGACCCAAGUUUCGAUUUUUAUCGCAGAUAGUCAUGAAGAAGAAGAAGAAGACGCUAAGAGAGAAGACUUAAUCGAAAACGACGAAAGUGGGGUCACCGAGACUUGCUGCCUUUUUUACGAUGAAGAUGAAGAUGAUGAUGCUGGUGAUGAUGUUUUGAGUGCAGAAGAAUUGAAUCAGAAGUUUGAGGAUUUCAUAAGAAGGAUGAAGGAGGAGAUUAGGCUCAGUGAGGCUGAAAUUAAAUCAACUGGUAGUGGUCAACAAAAUUCAAUAAGAUAA